This is a messenger RNA of Danio aesculapii, 6282 nucleotides long. It is a transcript of the gene slc4a10a, whose product is annotated as solute carrier family 4 member 10a. Lineage: Eukaryota; Metazoa; Chordata; Actinopteri; Cypriniformes; Danionidae. Gene Ontology annotation, molecular function: monoatomic anion transmembrane transporter activity; solute:inorganic anion antiporter activity; sodium:bicarbonate symporter activity. Gene Ontology annotation, cellular component: basolateral plasma membrane; plasma membrane. Gene Ontology annotation, biological process: regulation of intracellular pH; bicarbonate transport; monoatomic anion transport. The coding region runs from base 166 to 3801 and encodes 1211 amino acids. The record is from RefSeq and is a predicted model, not a curated record. The transcript has 27 exons.
ACACAGACGGACGCGCGCGACUGAAGAAAGCGAAAAACACCAACGGUUACUACACCGCUUCCGAAGCCGUUUAACCGUAUACAUGACAUUUUCUCCGCCUUCCUUACAGUAGCCGUAGAGUAAAUUCCCCACACACGAACAAGAAAAUAAGCCAGAAUAUCAGGGAUGGAUGUGAAAGAUCAAGGAGCGCAGAUGGAGCCGCUGCUUCCUGCGGUUCAGAGUCCUGCUAGUGAAACUGAGAGACAAGAUGAGGAAGCUGUGCUGGACAGAGGUGGGACUCGGUCUAUGCUCAACACCAAUUUUGAGAAAGAGGAGCUAGAAGGGCAUCGUACCCUCUACAUUGGUGUUCAUGUACCUCUGGGUCGGAGAUCACACAGACGGCAUCGCCAUCAUGGACAUCGCCACAGGAAGAGGUCACGAGAAAGAGACUCUGGAACAGAGGAUGGCAGAGAAUCACCUUCAUACACGGACACACCGUCUCAGCGUGUGCAGUUCCUACUGGGAAUGGAGGAUGAUGAGGAACACAUUCCACAUGCUCUUUUCACAGAGCUGGACGAGAUCUGCCUGAAGGAGGGAGAGGAUGCUGAGUGGAAAGAAACGGCCAGAUGGCUGAAGUUUGAGGAAGAUGUGGAGGACGGAGGAGAGAGGUGGAGUAAACCGUAUGUCGCUACACUGUCCCUUCAUAGUCUGUUUGAGCUGCGGAGCUGCAUCCUUAACGGCACCGUCAUGCUGGACAUGAGGGCCAGCUCACUGGAGGAGAUCGCAGAUAUGGUAUUGGACCAGCACGAGACAUCAGGUCCAUUAGGAGAGGAGGUGAGGAAGAAGAUCCGAAAUGCUCUCCUUAAACAGCACCACCAUCAGAACCAGAAGAAACUGGCUAACCGGAUCCCCAUCGUGCGCUCUUUCGCAGAUAUCGGCAGGAAACAGUCUGAACCUCAUUCCAUGGAUAAAAAUGUCACUGUCACGAGCCAUUCGUCCCCCAGUCCCUGCUGCUCUUUCUGGUCUAGGUUCAGCAGCAGUGUAAGAGACAGACAGGUGCUCUUAUGCCCAGACUGGCCCCUACGAUGUCCCAAGUGUGUUUCAUCUCCCCAGAAACUACACCCAUGCCCUUCUGCCACCCCUGCCCCAAACAGUCCCCUCAUCCGACACCAUAAAACACACAUUCCCUUCAGCAAACGACUAAGCCCACCUUAUGGCUACCACGUCAUUCCCACACUGAACUUUGAGGAAGAGUCUCCAUCAGGUCAAAUGGUGUCUCCUCAGACUCAGCCCAUCAAUACAGAGGGUCGAGGUGAAGGCAGUCGUGAGAACAGUGCUGUUGACUUCAGCAAAAUAGACCUCCACUUCAUGAAAAAAAUCCCACCAGGCGCUGAGGCGUCUAACAUCUUGGUGGGUGAGCUGGAGUUUCUGGAGAAACCUGUGGUGGCCUUCAUCCGUCUGUCUCCUGCUGUUCUGCUCAAUGGGCUGGCAGAGGUCCCGAUCACCACCCGGUUUCUCUUCAUUCUGCUGGGGCCAAUGGGGAAAGGACCACAGUAUCAUGAGAUUGGUCGUUCCAUCGCCACACUCAUGACAGAUGAGGUGUUUCAUGAUGUGGCGUAUAAAGCAAAGGAGCGUUCUGAUCUUGUAGCAGGAAUUGAUGAGUUUUUGGACCAGGUGACUGUGCUGCCUCCUGGCGAAUGGGAUCCCACCAUCAGAAUAGAGCCACCUAAAAAUGUGCCCUCACAGGAGAAGCGUAAAGUUCCUCCUCUGGCUAAUGGUGGUGCAGAUCUUGGGGAGGAAGAGGCACACGGAGGGCAUGGUGGACCAGAGCUACAACGUACUGGGAGGAUUUUUGGUGGCUUUUUCCUGGACAUCAAGCGCAAGGCUCCUCACUAUCUGUCAGACUACACAGACGCCAUCAGCCUGCAGUGUCUGGCCUCCUUCCUCUUCCUUUACUGCGCCUGCAUGUCUCCGGUCAUCACCUUCGGAGGUCUGCUUGGAGAAGCUACUGAAGGACGCAUAAGUGCAAUAGAGUCUCUUUUUGGAGCCUCUAUGACGGGUAUUGCAUACUCAUUGUUUGCCGGGCAGCCCCUCACUAUCCUGGGCAGCACAGGGCCUGUAUUGGUCUUUGAGAAAAUCCUCUUCAAAUUCUGCAAAGAGUAUGGUCUAUCCUACCUCUCCCUACGCGUGUGCAUCGGCCUGUGGACGGCCUUUUUCUGUCUUCUGCUGGUGGCCACAGAUGCCAGUUCACUUGUGUGUUACAUCACGCGCUUCACAGAGGAGGCCUUCGCUUCUCUCAUCUGCAUCAUCUUUAUCUACGAGGCUCUGGAGAAACUCAUCCAUCUGGGAGAGACUUACCCUUUUAACAUGCACAACGACCUCAACAAACUCACUCAAUACUCGUGUGUAUGCACAAUUCCUAAAGAACCCAGUAAUGCCACACUAAAGUACUGGGAAGAAAAGAACAUCACUGCAUCUGAGAUUGACUGGUUAGGCCUAGAUGUCAAGGACUGUGUGGAGAACAGGGGUGAAUUUGUGGGCAGUGCGUGUGGUCAUCAUGGUCCUUACAUCCCUGACGUCCUCUUCUGGUCUGUCGUUCUCUUCUUCUCCACAGUGGCCAUGUCUUCUUUCCUCAAGGAGUUCAAAACCAGCCGUUACUUUCCCACCAAGGUGAGGCAGAUUAUCAGUGAUUUUGCUGUUUUCAUCACCAUCAUGACCAUGGUUCUGAUCGACUAUUGUCUGGGGGUUCCUUCACCUAAACUACAGGUUCCUAAUGUGUUCAAACCAACCAGAGAUGACCGUGGCUGGAUUAUCAGUCCACUGGGACCAAACCCAUGGUGGACUGUAAUUGUGACCUUCAUCCCAGCCCUGCUGUGCACCAUCCUCAUCUUCAUGGACCAACAGAUCACUGCCGUUAUUAUUAAUAGGAAGGAACACAAGCUGAAGAAAGGCUGUGGUUAUCAUCUGGAUCUGUUUGUGGUGGGUGUGAUGUUGGGCGUUUGCUCUGUGAUGGGUCUGCCGUGGUUUGUGGCUGCCACUGUGCUGUCGAUCAGCCAUGUCAACAGUUUGAAGCUGGAGUCCGAAUGCUCCGCUCCUGGAGAACAGCCCAAGUUCUUGGGCAUCAGAGAGCAGCGAUUCACCGGCCUCAUGAUAUUCGUUCUCAUGGGCAGCUCAGUGUUUAUGACCUCCGUACUAAAGAAUAUUCCGAUGCCUGUGUUAUAUGGAGUUUUCCUUUAUAUGGGAGCAUCGUCUCUCAGAGGCAUACAGUUCUUUGAUCGCCUGAAGCUGUUCGGGAUGCCGGCAAAACACCAGCCUGAUUUUAUCUACCUGAGACACGUUCCGCUGAGAAAAGUCCACAUGUUCACCAUCAUCCAGCUCAGCUGCCUGGUGCUCCUCUGGGUCAUCAAAACCUCCAGAGCCGCCAUAGUCUUUCCAAUGAUGGUCUUGGCUCUCGUCUUCAUCCGUAAGCUGCUGGAUUUUGUCUUUUCUAAGCGAGAUCUCAGCUGGCUUGAUGACCUCAUGCCCGAGAGCAAGAAGAAAAAGAUGGAAGAUGCACAGCAGGAGGAGAAUCAGUGUGUCUUGAUUGAGGAUGAAGGGAUUGUACAAGUGCCCCUAGAAGGACAUUAUAAGGAUGAUCCAUCCACAGUCAACAUCACAGAUGAAAUGACAAAGACGUCUUUUGGGAAUGUCUGGAAAGGCCUAAACCCUGACAGCGCCAACAAAGAAGAAAGCUCAAAAAGCUCAACGGUUGUGGGUGCCACUGGACAAGAGCGAAGCGAUGAAGACAAGGAGACCGAUUUGGAUAGAGAGACGAGUUUGUGAGUUGAUGUAUUUGGAAACUGUAUCGUGCCACACUACAAGCACUACUUUAGGCUUCUGUUCUGUAGGUCUGUGUGUGCCAGUCUGUGCCCAGGCACUUGUUGUAUUUACAUGUUAUAUUUACAUGUUUUUAUAUAUGUUUGAGUGUGUGGGGAGAUGAGCGCGUCUGAUUUUGUAUGAUUGAAUCUGCCACCCACAAGGACGAUUGUUGGGUUGCGUGUUUUCUAGUCUAACGGUCCAAUUGUAGUUUCACCUAUAGAAAAAUAAGGUUACUUUUGUUUUCAGCCAGGUAGACUGUAUUUUGUAUGUUUUAUAAUUUUUUUGACAGUAGAUCCUAUUGAAAUAUCUCGUCUUAUAGCCUGUACGUGUUUCUAAUAUACAAUUCAGUCUUUUUUAUUACGCAUAAAUGAUUGAUAUUCAUUUGCAUAGUUAAAGUAUCGUAUUUACAAGAAGCAAUUUCUGAUAGAAGAUGCACAAUGCACAGAGACCCGGAAGGAAUGUGAUGGUGGGGAAAAAAACUGGGUGGGAGAAAAAAAAAAACUGUGAUAGGAAAAUAUAUUUUUUAUUCCCUCUCAAAACUCUUUUUCCACAAACACUUCCUGUUCAAUUCAUACUUGUCAACCCUCCCGUUUUUGCCAGGAUUCUCCCGUAUUUUACCAUUCUAUUCCAUUAUCAUCCUAUCAUUAAUUAUUUUACCAUAUUUCUGAUAUAUUUUUAAUCUUGAAAGCACGCUGAAAUGAAUAUAAAAUGUCUGCAUUCACUUUCUUUCCAUCAAAGCUGCAAGUCGAUCAUCACCCUUCAUAUGCAACCCCCUGAAUCAGCGAAUGCAUGUAUUAGCGCUUACUGACGGACCUGCUCCGCAUGAUAAACUGAUACCAGAUCAGCUUCUGUACAUGCCAUUUAAAGAGGAGCGAAAGUGCAGGACACUUUGGGAUUUACGUGUGUGUUUAAACAGAUAAAUACACUUAAUAAUAUGUAAACAUGUCCGUCCUGCGUGUUUUAUUUUUAACACAACUAAUUUUCUCUUAAGUGAGCACAAACAGUUACUAAAGUAAUGGAAUGCUGCUCAAUCAUUAUAGAUCUGUACAUUCUUAAAGUGACACCUCUGUUAGCAAACAAAACAAAACCAGAGAUUCAUUUGCUGUUCUUCACUUGUUUGAUAACAGAGGUGUCACUUUAAAUGGCAUUUACAGAAACUGAUCUUGGAUCAGCUGAUCAUACAGAGCGCGUCCGUCAGUAAGCGCUAAUACAUGCAUUCGCUGAUUCAGGGGUUGCAUAUGAUUGGCGAUGAUCAACACACAGCUCUAAAGUGAAUGCAGACAUUUUUAUAUUUAUUUCAGCAUGCUUUCAAGAUUAAGAAUAUAUCAGAAAUAUGCGCAAAACAUCUUUGCAUUCCCUCGCAAAACAUCUUUGCGAGAACAGUCGGUGUGAAGGAACGCAAAAACUAAAAAAUAUAUUUUCCUAUCACAGUUUUUUUUCUUUCUCCCAUCCGUUUGUUUCUCCCACCCAAGUUUUUCCCCCCACCAUCAUGUCCCUCCCGGGUCUCUGUAAAAACGUAGUUCUAUCAGCUUUUUAAAACGUCUGUGUGAAAAUGUCGUUCACAUCACUUCAUUCGAUACUCGAUGUUAACAUUUACUAAUGAACAGUGACCAAUAUUUGUAAAAAAAAAAAACUUUUAUGAACCGUUUGGGGAAUUUGAUUGUUUUUCCCUACAAACACGAACUUGUACUCAUUUUAACCUCAAUUUUCUUGAAAUGAAACACACCCAUGUUCAUAAAUUGACUUGAUUUGUUUUUUGUUGUUGUGGUUGUUUUGAAUUUUUUUAUUUUUGAAAACAAAGCUUUAUCUCAUUCUGUGUAGCACUCGACCAUGCAAAUAAUAGUAAACAUAUAUUUUGUUAAAAUGUUGCAUAUAAUAAAAGUGUAUUUGACAAUGUUUCUGAGUGACAGGGCAUCUGUUUCCUCUUCAAGACUCAUUAACAAAGCCGUAAAGAGACCUCAUCGCUCUGACGAACGAAUUAAACUAUUACUGCCGAGAAUACAAAAACCAUACAAGAAAUGCAAUAAUAUUCAUUGCCAUGCGAGGGGCAUUAUACCAUGUAGUAACCAGAAACGGUCUAACUUUGAUCAUCGACACAUGUACAUGUGAUUCUGUAUUUUGUCUGUGUGUAUAAUCUUAAAUAACACAACCUGUGGAUCUAUUUAAAUAUGUAUAGAAUGGAGAGAUGAAUGUUUUCAUGUUACCGUCAGUGUUAUUACAGUGUUUUGCCAUUUUUGGAGGAAGGUUGACGGAACCACGACACGCACAGUCACGUCAUGCACAUGUCGACAGUAUAAAGUAUUCUGUUGAUUUCACUGUAAAAAAAAAAAAAAAAAAGCAUUACUUCCUGAAGAAGCCUCUGUUGUUUAAUAAAUUAUUCAUUCAGAUGAACAUGUAUGCUACAACUGUGAGAAUUUUUCAUCAGAAUAAAUGUGACUACAAAUA